UGACACAACGAGUAACGAAGGGUGAGGGGAUGACCUGCCACGGAGUAUAACGUUGUGAGUAGCUGGAAACAUGCGUAGCAAAACGACAGGGGCGUGAGCAACAAGGCGAGACCACCGCUGGCAUAUUCCAGGUCCUCGCCAUCCACCCGAGAUUCGUCUUGUCGCUAAAUCUCUCUAUCCACCCUCUUCCCCUCCUCCUCAUAUGACCACUUCGUCACUGCCACGCCGUACCUUUACCGCCUCCACUCGCUGCUCAACGCUAACCUGUGCUGCUCUCACUCGCUCUCACUCACUCCAUCUCUCGAUAGCGCGAGUGCGAUCGCCUUUGUCUGAUCGGCUGCGGACAAUCUCGUGAUCCCGCAGGUGGAAGUCUCAGGUUUGCGAAUUUUUCGGGAUUUGGUCGUUUGAAACUCGGCGGUCUACGUGCGUUUGAAAUUGCAUCGAAGGUUGGUUUGCCUAGCGAGGUCAGCAAAAGCUCGUGGAUUAUGGGUGCAAGGCCUUUGUUGCCCUUUUCGACUGCAAAAGUUUUCUUUCCUUGGUGAUCGAGCUCGAGGUUGCAUACCGUUGUUGCUGUGGUGUUCUCGUUGCUGGAAUGUGCGGGCGAGUGUUUGCCGCACGUCGUUGGCGCACAACUUGAAACUUUUUAGCUUUGCUGAUUCAUAUAAAAUUUCGCACCCGCUACGGACUUGCUGUUGUAUCCUAGGUAGUCUCAGCACCUUGCAAGUGCAUUGUGCAUCACCAGUGCCUUUCCCAGUUUGAUUGCAAAGCGAUGUGAAAUUAAGAUAAUCGAGCAGCAAGAUAAUGCAUCAGCACCUGGACCCAACAUAUUUCUACCUCUAUUUCAAAUCUUCUGGAAAAGUACAGUCUGACGCUGGUCGAGGUCAGCACAAGGAAAAAGCUUUCGUCCGUGCUAUUCAGAUGUGGAAACUUGGAUUGGUGUUACGCAAGUACCCUGGCCCCUGCCCUUGACAUCAGAUGACUUGCACGCCACCCCGCGAAUCAGUUGUCGAUAAUCUGUUUCGAGGUAGUACCGUAGAAUAGCAAUAUCAGAGAUCGGAUUGCGACGUUUUCUUUAUUUCGUCAUGGUUUCCUAGGACUGUGACAAUCUUGCGCAACACCGUUUCGACAUAUUGCAGUAACUUUAGUAUUAUUCGGCGUGAAGUUUCUUAUCUCGAAUUCUGCCAUUCCCAAAACUGGUACCGCAACACACCGAAAGGGUUAGAAUUGUGGAGCUCAACUUGGGGAGCAUUCAAGCCGUUUGUUGCCCUGGUACCCCUCGUGGCGGCAUAUGGUACAUUACAGGCGCUGUCAUGGUCUUUAUGUUACUCUGCUCUUUGCGUCCCUAUUCCAGAGAUUACUUGAGCAAUACUUUCUACUUCAGUGUUCUAAGAGCCCUUCCAAAGACAUCAUAAUAGAUCCCAGUAGCCAACCUGUUUUCAAGUUCGGCAAAAACUAUGUGUUCUUGCAUUUUGGGGAGGUGAUCUCUUAGACUUUAAUUUCGUAACGUCAUUGCACUCUAGGCCUGAUUCCUGGGCCUUUGACUGGGACAUCAAGUUGAAUUGGCCAUGCUCUACCCUUUCCGGUACUCAGCUUAGAAAACCCAAUCCAAGGAAACUUUUGUUCGUGUGGGACCAUCCGUUUCCGUUUCACUUUCGACCUCUAUCUUUAAAGUUAAAUUAUCCAAUUGACGAAUCAUCUCUGGAAUAUUGGCAACUUCGAGGCAAUCGAGAUUCACAGCACACCAAGAGAUUCCAGAGCUGAAGUAUAUAACAAGGACAUUCAAGUGAGCCAAUUGGACACUCCAAUUCCACAAGUGGCCGGCAUAGAACGAGAAAAAUAACAGUCGUAAGUAUCAGCAGUGGCGAUGUACCAGAUGAAGAAGUAUUCGAGCGUUGGGUUGGUUCCACAUCGGCAGCACCAAGUGUCUCCAUAUGCCUCCGCUGUGUCCUGUGAGGAAAUGAGCCCCACAGACCCCAAACCUCGACUGCGAUGGACUUCCGAGCUGCACGAGCGCUUUGUGGACGCUGUCACUGAGCUCGGUGGCGCUGACAAGGCUACACCGAAAUCUGUAAUGAGAGUCAUGGGAGUGAAGGGUCUUACUCUUUACCAUUUGAAGAGCCAUCUUCAGAAAUACAGGCUUGGUAAACAGCUUCAUAGAGACUCCCGUGUUCAUGAAGCUAACAAGGACGGCAGUCAUGAGUCUUCAGACAUGCAGGGAACGAGUAAUGGUACAUCUGAUGGUACCCUGACUCCAACAUCGCAGAAUCCGCAAGACAAUAUUCAGAUUCCUGAAGCUAUGCGCUUGCAAAUGGAAAUCCAAUGUCGACUCCAUGAACAGCUUGAGGUUCAAAGGGAACUUCAGUUGCGAAUAGAGGCGCAAGGAAAAUACCUGCAGACCAUCUUGGAAAAGGCGAAAGAAACGUUAGCUGGCCAUACGUCGACAUCUCCGCACGUGAAAGCCGCACACGAUGAGCUAACGGAAUUGGCAUCCAAGGUUAUCAGUGAUCCCGGCACCUUUGAGGUCACUCUACCUCAACAUCUGGCUGGUUUGAACCCUCCUCAGCUAUCCAAUCAUGCAUCAGACUCGAUGCAAGUUGUCAGCAACCGAGUACAGGACGUCACCUCGCCCUCGUUGCCAGGGCUGCAAUCCGGCCGCACGUCAGACACCUCGUCCCCGAAAUCUCAGCUCACUACCUUUCAGGAAGACAGUGGGGGUGUCUCUGGCGGGGGCGAGCAACCAACUGUGCCAGGUGGCAAUAGCAACACUGGCAACCAAAUGCAACUCUCGGCUGGCGGCAACAGCAGCAGUAACAACGACGAGGUCGACGACGAUCAUGGUCCUCGACUUGCGAUUAGCGCGACAGAGUUCGGAGCAUCAGCAGGGCCAGGUGUCCCCCCCGAGCGGCCAACUCCUCGUCGUGGCGCCAUCCCUAUCCGGUUCACUGACUCCCAGAAGAAUAACAACGACAACAGAUUCCAUAGCAACGUUAUCGCUGCAUCCUUCCCGCUGCAACAGCGCAUGUCCUCAACUGUGAAUGCUGAAGGCGCCCUCGACUUGAACCAUGGCGACCACCAUCACUCCCACACAAAUAGUUCCAACUCAAACGGGAACAGUAUUCAGCCCGAGCGUGACGGUGACUUGGAUCUCAACGCCGUGGGCUGGGAACGCUAAGUUUCGUCCUGUUUCCCAUCUCAAUUGCUGUACUCGAAAUUGUUGAAGAAGAAUCCUCAGGUUUCUGAUGCUUAUUCGUUCCACAUAUAUUCACAAAUCCAUUCAUGUGUUCCAUUCUUGUGGUCGUGAAGUCUUGAGGGGCUGUACUUCUAAGUACUUUCCUUGUAGCUUUAGGAUUGUGCACUGUUUGUUUAGGAUGAAUGGAGUUUUUAAGGAUGCAAUUGCUAUAUCGUCGUUUCGUCUAAAUAUCGUGGCAUUAUGUCCUAGUGUUAGAUUUUAGCCUACUUCUAGAUGAUCGACGUAUGAAGGGAAUUGGACCCACCAGGUUGCUCUGGAUAAAUGAUGCAUGAUUUUCUCGAUUGAUGCUUCCUCGUUUCA
Molecule: messenger RNA, 3550 nt
Organism: Physcomitrium patens
Lineage: Eukaryota; Viridiplantae; Streptophyta; Bryopsida; Funariales; Funariaceae
Molecular function (GO): DNA binding; DNA-binding transcription factor activity
Source: RefSeq, a predicted model, not a curated record